Molecule: messenger RNA, 792 nt
Organism: Lindgomyces ingoldianus
Lineage: Eukaryota; Fungi; Ascomycota; Dothideomycetes; Pleosporales; Lindgomycetaceae
Exons: 1
Coding region: 1-792 (263 amino acids)
Source: RefSeq, a predicted model, not a curated record
AUGGGAGCCGUCUUCGGGACCAUCGCAAUACUCUCAGGAACUACUAUUUUUGUCUCAGCCGUGGAUUGCACUCGUGAGGGUUUGCUUACUGCAGCGCAAAGCUACAUCACAGCUCAGACUUCUGGCAAGAUCGAUGGUCUAAAACUCUCGGCAAGCAACUUCACCUACCAAUUCAAUAACAAAGCCGCCGAUAUCUCCAAAGGACAACUGUCCCAAGCUCUCAAACUCGACCUCAACCGCACUUCUGCUGACACUGUCGCUUGCGCAAGCUACACAAUGUUCAUCUCGACUUCUGGCUCGAAGCCGUAUGUAGUUGGCACACAAAUCAGACACAAGGACAACAACACCGACGAGAUUGCGAUUAUCGACACCAUUUCCGCAACGACAGGGGACCUUUUCUUCAACGCCAAGGACACUCUCAAAUAUAUCCAAGCUGAAGACUGGACCGCCAUCCCUGCAACAGGUCGCCCGUCCCGUGAGCUUCUCAAGAAAGUUGGCGACGGGUACCUGGACAUGUGGACCGAUGCGAAAGCUGCUGAUUCAAUCCCGUGGGGCACCAACUGUGAGAGGGUUGAAGGGUCGAAGCUGACGAAGCCGUGUGGUGGAUCUCUGCCACACGGUGGGAGCUCGAAGCAGAAUGGAAUGCGGAGAUAUGUUAUUGAUGAGACACUUGGGAGUGUUGAUGUUUUGUGUCAAUUUGAUUCUUUAGGACCUUGGCCUGACAGCCAUGAGGUUAGGGUAGUUGAUGGGAAGGUUAAAUACGUGCACACUAUCACGGUCAUGUCAAAGUGA